GAAAACAAAAAGCCGGCGGGCAGCAGCUCAUCAGGUUCGGUCGCCAGUGUUUUAUUUACAAACACUAUCAGUUGAGAAGUUUGGAUAUUUAAAUUUUAAAUCAAACAUUAAUACAUUACCGAAGUUGUCGUAGUUAUAGCCGGCGGGUUCUAAGUGGUAACUUUAGGCCACGAAUCGAGAUUAUUGUUGAUCGUAGACUAGACUCAAUUCUUGAAUUUCUAGGUUAUUGGGUUUUGGAUUUUUAAAAUAAAUUAACUCCGGAACUGGCGGAACUUCAACAAUGGCUGGUAAAGUUCUUGUCGAUGCUCUUUCGUACAUUGAUGAGGGGUACGACGAGCCAGGCAUCCGUGAAGCUGUGAUCAGUAUGAUAGAAGACGAAAAACGUCGUUUCAGGCCGUCAAAUAACUAUCUAGAACGUUUUCCAUCACUCAAUACAUCGCGGUUUGAAACUGAAUUGAUGCGAACAGAGUUUGAUAGACUUCAGCAGCGUUUAUCUAUGGAAACAAUGAGUAUGCAACCCUAUGAACUACCUCCACCACCUGCUGUAAAACUCCCGGAUAUGUCUUCUUGGAAUGAAUGUUUGGAAAACUCAAUGGUUCAACUCGAACAUCAAGCUACAAGAAUUACCAACUUAGAACUUAUGAUGGACUAUGGUACAGAAAUCUGGAAAUCUUAUUUGGAAGUUCUAGUAAAAUGUGUAGCUGCUGCACAGACACAAGUGGAUAAUUUGAAAAAACAAAUUCAAGAAGUAAAUUUCUUGCGAAAAAAUGUGCAGAUGCAUGUCGGCGAAAAAUUACGAGAUUUAGAAGCCAACUGGGUACUAUUGGUGAGCAAGAAUUAUGAGAUAGAAUUGACAUGCGCUCUCUUAGAAAAACAAAUAAAAGCAUAUGAAUUGGCCAAUCCAGAAAAAAUGGAGAUUGAUUAAAAAUGUUAUCGUAACUUUUUUUGUAACUAUAUAACAUUUAUGGUAUAAGAAUAAGUAAUAACAACA
Myzus persicae (green peach aphid) is the source of this 991-nucleotide messenger RNA. Its product is annotated as pre-mRNA-splicing factor SPF27-like. Gene Ontology annotation, biological process: mRNA processing. The transcript has 5 exons. The coding region runs from base 281 to 925 and encodes 214 amino acids. Gene Ontology annotation, cellular component: precatalytic spliceosome; catalytic step 2 spliceosome; Prp19 complex. The record is from RefSeq and is a predicted model, not a curated record. NCBI's taxonomy places the organism in Eukaryota, Metazoa, Arthropoda, Insecta, Hemiptera, Aphididae.